AUGGAUGAAAUAAAUCAGAGUGAAAAGCAAGUAAGGACCUCAGUAACUCCUUCUAAAGAGGAGAGAAAUUCUUGACCAACUCCUAAAAAGAUCAAAGAGACUAAAGUGCCAUUAUUCUUAGCUUUUGAUGUCUAUGAUUUCGCGGUUUACUGAAUGAUCAUAUUUCAUAUCCUUAUUAAUCCAUACACGAAGAGUCAUGAAACUUCUUUCGUGAAUACACUGCAUACCUACCUAGUUGAAGGAAUUGGAAAUCAAGAAGAUUGCCUGCAAAAUACAGAGUGCCAAAAUCUUUAUCAGGUUGAAGAAUACUUCGGGCUAGUAAACCAUUCUGUAUUGCCAUCCUUAGCUGCGUCAGCUCUAGUUUAUCCAUUCCAUUACUUCUUUGUAAAUAUAAGAAAUUAUUCUGCUGUGAUCUCCUUGUAUAUUAUGAGAGUUCUUUUAGGAACAAUUAUGUUCCUCUCAAUGAGAUUCUUGAAGGUGACUCUAGUUAAAUCUCUAAAGAGUACAACUAUUGCAGAAUGAUUCAGCAUGCUAUAUCUAGUGCAAUUUAACACCCUUUCUUAUAACUCAAGGCCAAUUCCUGGAACUAUAGCCUUGGUGCUGGCUAACUUUGCUGUUGCAUAUUGGAUGAGAAGACAAUGGGCUCCAACAAUUUCUUUAUUAAUGGUUUCAGCAAUAGUGUUCCAGAAGGAAAUUGCCAUUCUCCUUCUAGCUCUGAUAAUAGUCGACUUAUUUAGAUUCAAGCUUCCUUUAGUAAAGGUAGCUAUUUGGGGUGCACUCACUGUAGCAGUGACGAUCUCCAUUAAUUGAGCUGUUGAAUACUAUUUGUUUGAUACUUUGAGAUUCCAAAAUCUAAAUAUUUUAGGUUUGAUUAAUAUUCAAGAGGAAAAUCAUGAUUCCCAGUUUCUUCCGUGGUAUUGGUAUUUCUUAUACGAGAUCCCUAAAACUGUUACAAUUGCAUUUCUAAUCACCAUAGUGUCCACAAUGAUUAAAUCAAAAAGGGGGAUUGUUAAUAAAAAAGUUCUUAAAAUAAUAUGUCCUGCUUUCUUAUUCAUCUGUAUUUUAUCAAUUCUGCCAAUCAAAAAUGUGACUUAUGCUCUUCCUGCAUUCACUCUAUUCAAUAUUUCUGGAGCAAUAGGGCUCUCAAAGCUGAUGUCAAAUAAUUCAAAGAACAAGAUUUUAGUUACAGCUAUCUUUAUCUUUAUCGUAAUUGGUCUGUGAGGAUCAACUGCCUAUUCGAGCGUACAGAUUUAUAUAGAGAACAAUAAAUAUCCUGACGCGUAUGCUUUGAGAGAAUUCAAUAGAGAAUAUCUAAUGCUGCAAUAUAAUUCAAAUUCAACUAAAAUAAGAGCACCUCCAAAUAUUCAUAUUGAUAAAACUGCUUCAGAGACUGGAAUAAACAGUUUCCUGUAUGCAAACUUAGCUAAAGAAUGGAAGUAUAACACUACUAAUCCUCUUUCAGAUGAAGCAAAGCUUGAGUUCACACAUUUAUUUACUUCUUUAAGAAAAGUAGCAGGGUUUAAGCUACAAGAGAAAUUUGAAAUCUUCUCUGAGAUUGAUUUUUCAUCCCAAUCAGUUCUAUUAAAGCCAAGGUAA
Messenger RNA from Moneuplotes crassus, 1596 nucleotides. The record is from the annotation of a GenBank genome assembly. NCBI's taxonomy places the organism in Eukaryota, Ciliophora, Spirotrichea, Euplotida, Euplotidae.